This is a messenger RNA of Aspergillus bombycis, 3030 nucleotides long. RefSeq lists its product as uncharacterized. Lineage: Eukaryota; Fungi; Ascomycota; Eurotiomycetes; Eurotiales; Aspergillaceae. The record is from RefSeq and is a predicted model, not a curated record. Gene Ontology annotation, cellular component: membrane. The transcript is spliced from 2 exons. The coding region runs from base 1 to 3030 and encodes 1009 amino acids. Gene Ontology annotation, molecular function: ABC-type transporter activity; ATP binding; ATP hydrolysis activity. Gene Ontology annotation, biological process: transmembrane transport.
AUGCUCCGGGGUAUGCGGCAGAUCAAGUUCUCCUCGCUGGAGAGUGAAUGGAAGAAACGCAUUUCCGAUUGUAGAGAAGAGGAGCUCCGCGCCCUCCGUACGACAUUCAUCUACAAUGCCACUUUGUUUUCGAUAUUCUGGAGUCUGAGUCCUCUAUUGCUUUCCUCGGUAUCUUUAUCAGUGUAUGUUCUGUGUUACGGCAACUUAACACCUUCGGUUGCUUUCACUGUGAUAUCAAUGUUAGGGUCUCUACAACUUUCCCUCGCAAUCGUCCCGGAGUUUUUCACACGGGGUCAGGAGGCCAAAGUAAGCUCUCGACGCAUAAACAAGUACCUUGACUUGGAAGAUAAACCCCCUAUUACAUCUUCUCCAGAUGGUAUCUCGUUCCACGACGCCUCGGUCAGCUGGUCCACAGAAGGUCCCCUACGUGGUACGGGUACUGAGAGUGCUCUCCUUCAUAACCUCAACCUGGCCUUCCCUAAAGACGGCCUCAGCGUAAUUGUCGGAAAGACAGGAUCUGGUAAAAGCCUUCUUAUAUCUUCCAUCUUAGGAGAAUGUGCGCUUCUCCGUGGCCGUAUCAACACUGUUAGCUCGCCAGAACAGUGCUCAGAGGAACUAGCAGACAAUGAAAACUGGAUCAUUCCCGCCAUAGCAAAUACCACCGAAAGCCCUUGGAUUGAAAAUGCCUCGAUCAAGAAUAAUAUUAUCUUCGAACUUCCUUUCGAUAUCGCGCGAUAUAAUAGCGUUUUAUCUGCCUGCGCUCUCCUCGAAGACCUACGGUUGCUCGAGGACGGUGACCUAACUGAAGUCGGCCCAAAUGGCGUCAACCUAAGCGGCGGACAGCGCUGGAGGCUUGCCUUGGCCAGGGCUCUGUACUCCCGUGCCAACACUUUGGUAAUGGACGACAUUUUCAGUGCCUUAGAUGCUCAUACCGGACGUCAUGUGUACAAGAACGCCUUGACGGGAGAUUUGGCACGUGGCCGAACACGCAUCAUUGCUACACACAAUGUUGAGCUGUGUCUUCCAGAUGCUGAUUAUGUGGUGCACUUGAACAAUGGGACGGCGGAGUAUACCGGGAAGGUGACCGGGUUGCAAACGCGUGGCCCAGAAUUCCUACCGGCCCUUGAGGAUCAAAGAUCUCACGAGGCCGCGCCAACAGCGGUGGAACUGGAAGAUAGAAAGCCGAGAAGCUUUAUCAUGGAAGAGAAACGGGAAACCGGUGCACUCCAAAGUUCUAUUUACCAAACCUACCUGAGAGCAGGUGGCGGGCUCGGUAUAUGGACCCUUGUCUUCUUAUCCUACGCGAGCUAUGAGGCUCUUAUUCUAGGACGAUCUUGGUGGGUUAAAAUCUGGACAGGCCACUCCUCCCAAAACCAACAUUUACGCACAAUCCAGCCAGUCUCCAGUUAUGCUGAGAUCACUCGCGACGAUCGCGAUACUAUCCAAUACCUCUAUAUUUAUGGCUAUCUAUCAAUAGUCGUAUGCUGCCUUGGUAUAGUCCGACAAUUUGCACUCAUGCUUGCAACCAUCCGAGCCUCCAGGGAGCUAUUCAAAAGGUUUGUGACGGCUAUUCUGCAUACUCCGUUGCAGUAUCUGGACAGGAUUCCCCAAGGCCGAAUUCUGAAUAGACUAUCCACGGACUUUAACCGCAUCGACUCGAAGAUCGGAAUAGACGCAGGGUUUCUCAUUGGGGAGUCCCUAAAACUCUUGGCUGUUAUGACCGCCGGGCUAUUCAUUUCCCCAUUACUGUUAAUCUUUGGAAUUGUUCUCAUGGGCUACUGUUGGAGAGUUUCUUCCGUAUACCUAGCAGGAGCCCGCGAAAUAAAACGCCUUGAAAGUAUUUCCCGAAGUCCAAUCUAUGAGCAAAUUCGGUCAUCUCUUACUGGCCUGACUACUAUUCGCGCCUUCGGAAGGUUCAAUCACUACACACAAAGCAUGAACUCAAACAUCGACCAUCAUAUGCAGGCUUCAUGGUAUCUAGCGCUGUUUCAGCGAUGGCUUGGGUUCCGCAUGGGCCUCGUCGGGGGCAUAUUUUCCACCGUCACGGCUGCUCUCGUCAUCCAGGUGCCAACUAUAUCAGCCUCCUUGGCGGGCUUCACCUUAAGCUUUGCCUUACAGUAUAGCUCAACCAUUACGCUGCUGCUUAGGCAGUAUGUAAACAUGGAACUGAACAUGAGCGCAAUAGAGCGUAUUGUCGAGUAUACCAACGUUGAGGGCGAAGACCAAACAGGUAUCGAUGUGCCUGAGAACUGGCCCAGUGAAGGAUGGAUUGAAAUCCAGGACUUGACCGUUGGUUACGCAGCUAACCAGCAGCUGGUGCUAAAUGGACUCACUUUGAACAUCAAAGCGAACGAAAAGGUUGGAAUUGUCGGACGCACAGGUUCCGGCAAGUCAUCUUUAGCUCUAUCCCUCUUCCGGUUCCUUGAGUUUUACAAAGGUAGCAUACAUAUCGAUGGAGUGGAUAUCUCUACGAUCAAGCUCCAUGACCUCAGACGUCGGAUCACGCUCAUCCCCCAGGACCCUGUACUCUUUUCAGGAACUAUACGAACAAACCUAGAUCCCUUUAAUGACUUCAGCGACGCUGAACUCGAGAACGCUCUCCAGCGCAUCCGUUCAGUAAUCCCGUCUGUCGAGGGUAGCAAGGUUCCACGAUUGUCUCUCGUAUCCACUGUUUCUGAAGGAGGGUUGAACCUUUCAGGGGGCCAACGGCAGCUCCUCUGUCUAGCACGAGCUAUUAUAUCUAGGCCUAAAAUCAUGGUUCUCGACGAGGCGACAUCGUCAGUUGAUACGAAAACCGACGCUUUUAUUCAACAGUUGAUUCAGAAGGAAUUCAAGAACUCUACCUUACUCGUCAUUGCGCACCGACUGAGCACCAUUCUAAACUUUGACCGGAUCAUCGUACUGGAUAAAGGGUCCGUGAUUGAGUUUGGAACGCCGAGAGAGCUGAUGGGAAUUGAGGAUGGUCACUUUAGACGUUUGCUUGACAUCAGUGGUGAGGGGAAGAGUUUAGAGGAGCGCAUUCUUGCAUAA